CGUUUUACAACACUAAUCUUAAACAAUUUCCCAUCACUGUGAAAUCAUUUGCAAAAACACAACAACUUAUCAGAAAACAGCAAAAUACUUCAAAUUAAACGUACAAAAUGACUCAGGACAUGCUGCUUGGUAACGAGGAACCGAGCAAAAGCAAGGAAACGUUCCUAGAGAAGUUUUGUCUGUUGGCCAAAGCAGCAACCACGACCUCCGCCCUGCUCGACGUGAUUCGCCAGGCUCUGGAGGCUCCAAAUGUCUUUGUUUUUGGUGAAUUACUGGCGGAACCUUCUGUAGCACAGCUCAAAGACUCUGAGGAUGCCAAGCACUUCGAGACGCUGAAUCUAUUCGCAUAUGGAACCUACAAGGAUUACCGCUCCCAGCCCGAAAAAUACAUUGAACUAACCCCAGCGAUGCAGAAAAAGUUGCAGCACCUUACCAUCGUCUCGCUGGCCAUUAAGGCCAAGAGCAUUCCCUAUGCUCUGCUACUCAGCGAGCUGGAGAUCGAUAACGUUCGCCACCUGGAGGACAUCAUCAUUGAGGCCAUCUAUGCAGACAUCAUCCACGGGAAGCUGUUCCAGAAUACUCGUGUUCUGGAGGUUGACUACGCCCAGGGCCGGGACAUUCCGCCCGGCUACACCAGCCAGAUCGUUGAGACCCUUCAGGCCUGGGUCAACUCCUGCUACAGCGUCUCCAACUGCAUCGACAUGCAAAUCAAAUACGCCAAUGCCGAAAAGUCCAAGAGGAUUUUAAACAAGGAGCGGGUAGAGCAAGAUCUUAUUAAUUUGAAAAAAGUACUGAAGAGCCAGGCAUCGGAUAGUGACGAAAGUAUGCAAAUCGACACUCACGGACCUGGAACGAGCGGUGGCUUGGGUCAAUCGGAGCUACGCAAGAAGCCCUCGAAGCUGAGGAAUCCACGCAGUGCAGCUGCUGUUGGCCUGAAGUUCAGCAAAUGAGUGGAGCCUUGUCGAGCGGAUGUGUGGUGGAUGUGGUAGGACGCCAGCCAGCUGCACUUGUUGCCACUUAAGGACGAGUGCAACCCAACGCAGCACUCGAUGAUGGGGGAGGAGAACUUAUUAUCUAAUACAAUCACAGGAAAAAUCAUCUCAAUUUAUUAAACAAAUACCAGCUGCCCGCGAAAUGGAUUCCAUAAUUAGCAUCAAAUUGAUCAUGAAACCAAUAAUAAAUACCAUCUUGUAAUAAUGAA
This is a messenger RNA of Drosophila ananassae, 1201 nucleotides long. It is a transcript of the gene CSN7, whose product is annotated as COP9 signalosome complex subunit 7. The record is from RefSeq and is a predicted model, not a curated record. Gene Ontology annotation, biological process: COP9 signalosome assembly. The transcript has 5 exons. Bases 108 to 950 code for a protein of 280 amino acids. Gene Ontology annotation, cellular component: COP9 signalosome. Lineage: Eukaryota; Metazoa; Arthropoda; Insecta; Diptera; Drosophilidae.